Molecule: messenger RNA, 2157 nt
Organism: Solanum dulcamara
Lineage: Eukaryota; Viridiplantae; Streptophyta; Magnoliopsida; Solanales; Solanaceae
Product: jasmonoyl--L-amino acid synthetase JAR6
Exons: 5
Coding region: 113-2068 (651 amino acids)
Cellular component (GO): cytoplasm
Molecular function (GO): acid-amino acid ligase activity
Source: RefSeq, a predicted model, not a curated record
UCCAUGUACCCUUUAUGAAAUAAGUAGCAUUGAAGUUAGUAAUAACUAUGGAGUACAACAGUCCAACUUUCUUUCAGAUUAUUUAUUUAUACAUUUUCUUGUCUUUGUAUGUAUGUCUUGUAUAGCUAUUGUAAAAGGUUCCAUUCCUUUGCAACUGUUUGAUUUCACCUUUGACUUUUUUUUGAACUUUGUUCUAGUUGCAUUUAGUGAACAAUCAAGAACAAGAAAUUUUGCAGCCUAUGCUUGUUUGACACAUAGUUAUAUCCUUCUUAACCCCCACCCCCUAACCCCAUCUCUCAAAUUGUAUCAAUUGCUUACUGGAAUUAUGAAGAUGAUGGUGGAAAAUAUUGAGAAGAAAUUUGAUGCAGAAGAAGUGAUUGAGGAUUUUGAGGUGUUGACUAAAGAUGCUGGUAGAAUUCAAGAAGAGACACUUGAAAGAAUUCUUGAAGAAAAUGGGGGAACAGAGUAUUUGAAGCAGUGGGGUCUGAAUGGCAGAACUGAUGUUGAGACUUUCAAGGCUUGUGUCCCUAUUGUCAAUCACAAUGAUUUGGACCCUUACAUUCAAAGAAUUGCUGAUGGUGAUCUUUCUCCUAUUCUUACUGGAAAGCCCAUUGAAACAAUCUCCUUGAGUUCUGGUACUACUCAAGGGAAGCCAAAGUUUGUACCUUUCAAUGAUGAAUUAAUGGAUUCCACCAUGCAGAUAUUCAAGACUUCUUUCGCUUUUAGGAACAGAGAAUUUCCAAUUGGGAAUGGGAAGGCUUUGCAGUUUAUUUAUAGCAGCAAGCAGUUUAAAACUAAAGGUGGUUUGGUAGCUGGAACAGCCACUACCAAUGUGUAUAGAAAUGAAAAAUUCAAAAAGACAAUGAAGGCAAUGUCUACCCCAUGUUGUAGUCCCGAUGAAGUAAUAUUUGGUCCUGAUUUUCAACAAUCUUUAUACUGCCACCUUCUGUGUGGUCUCAUUUUCCGCGAUGAAGUUCAAGUUGUUUCGUCUACAUUUGCACAUAGCAUUGUCCAUGCUUUUCGAACUUUUGAACAAGUAUGGGAAGCACUUGUUGUUGACAUAAGAGAGGGAGUCUUAUCGAGCAGAAUCACUGUCCCGUCUAUAAGAUUAGCCAUGUCAAAAUUGUUGAAGCCUGAUCCAGAACUGGCUGAUAUAAUUUAUAGCAAAUGCUCAAGUUUAAGCAAUUGGUACGGCUUGAUUCCUGAACUCUUCCCGAAUACAAAGUACAUAUACGGUAUCAUGACAGGUUCCAUGGAGCCUUACUUGAAGAAACUGAGGCACUAUGCAGGGGAAUUACCUCUAUUGAGUGCUGAUUAUGGUUCUUCUGAAGGAUGGGUCGGAGUAAACGUGAACCCAAAAUUCCCCCCUGAGAUGGUUACUUAUGCAGUGUUACCAAAUAUUGGUUAUUUUGAAUUCCUUCCACUCGAGGAAAAUCUCAUUGGCAUGGAGCAAGCAAAUUCUCCAGUCGGUCUGACUGAAGUAAAACUUGGUGAAGAGUAUGAAAUUGUCUUCACCAAUUUUGCAGGUUUAUAUCGUUAUAGACUAGGUGAUGUGGUCAAGAUAAAAGGAUUCCACAAUGGCACUCCAGAACUCCAGUUUGUCUGCAGAAGGAACCUUUUGCUGAGCAUUAACAUAGACAAGAACACUGAGAAAGAUUUGCAACUAGCCGUGGAAGCUGCAGGCAAGCUCUUAGUUGACGAAAAACUAGAAGUGGUGGACUUCACGAGCCAUGUCAACGUCUCAGCUGAUCCAGGGCACUACGUGAUAUUCUGGGAACUGAGUGGGGAAGCAACUGAUGAAAUGUUGCAAGACUGCUGCAACUGUCUUGACAAAUCAUUCAUCGAUGCAGGCUACGUGAGCUCUCGGAAAGUGAAUGCAAUUGGAGCACUUGAACUGAGGAUUGUGAGGAGGGGAACAUUCCAUAAGAUAUUGGAUCAUUUCGUAGGAUUAGGAGGCGCGGUGAGCCAGUUCAAAACCCCUAGAUGUGUUGGUCCAAAAAAUAGCUCAUUGAUCCAAAUACUGUAUAGUAAUGUUGUUAAGAGCUAUUCCAGUACUGCCUUCUGUUAAAUUAUAUGCAUCUUGAAAGAUUUGUAGCCCUGCUGGGCAUUAUUAUCUUUUAUAAUAGCAUAACAUCUAUGUUGUUUUUAUUGGACUAA